UGAGUGUUGUAUGUAUUGCGUCCCUCCCUUGUGUACACACCACGUACGGCGGCGACGCUUCUUCGUAGGUUGCGUGUUGCCGGAUCCGGUUUCUCCGGUCCUGCUGGGGUCUGGCUGUGUUGACGCUUGGAAAAUGCUUGCUUUUUAGUGUACGUUUAACGCUGAUCGAUAGAACAUGUGCGUUUUUGUCCUGAAUUUCGUUGUCGUCGGCGGUGGCGGCCAGUUUUAACAGUUUUUCCUAAUCUGCUAAACGCUUUUAUCCAUCUCGUUUCGAACUCGGGUUCUCGCUCGUUUGCUCGCUCACUCGCUUACUCCGAUCCGUGAACAUUCUACGCGUGGAUGCCCGUGCAGUGCGUGGAGCCGUCGCGAUUUGUUAUUGUUCUUGCUGUUGUUGUUCUUGGGGUUCUCGCGUUGCCGAGUGUUGAAGUUGCAGCCGAUGCGUUGUCAUCGCCUGCUUUGUGACACCAAGAUCGAGUGGAAAAUCGCCGUCGCUUGCUGAGUGAUUGACCUGGAAGAAAAAGAUGAUUUUCUGUUUGUGAGUGCAACAGUGAUCAGUGACACGUGAGAUUGUCAAACGCUGGUGAAAUUACUGGAAAUUGAAGAUCACACGUGAACAAGUGAAAAUGCAACAGUAGCAGUGACGGUUGAUGGAUUAACGUGAGAAGAAGCAUUCCAAUUGUGAUAACUGAGAGAGUGACCGAAUUGUGAAAUUCAAAACAUACGAUCAAGUGAGUGAAAUCAUUUGACAGAGCAGAGAAAAUCAAUACAACCGUGUGACAGUGAGACAGUGCCGUGCGCCGAUCCGUGACCAUAUUUUUUCGAGACCACGUCCGCCAAAAGCAGUCAAAAUCGUGCUCCAGUGGCAUAUUCCGGGCGAAAGCCCAUUCGAGCUCACCAAGAUUAGUAGCCUAUCGGAUAUCACCGGCGGAGGCGGCGGCAUGACGGUACCGGUGCAGCGAAACUCGAUGGCCGUGUUGCAGCCGCCACGGUCCCGGUUCAUGAUCAACGAUAUCCUGGCCGGAAGCCAUCAUCACAGCCAGCAUCCAGGGAGUCACCAGCAGAAUGGCAAUGGCGGCGGGGGUGGUGGUGGAGGUGGUGCGGACAGUAUCAACGGAAGCAGUAGCGAAGGUCGGACGCCCAGUCCGGGGCCGCGGGACCUGAGCAUAGUGCCGGGGGGACACCAUCUGGGGCAUCAUCCGGGAGCCGGCGGGUUGACGCCGGGAGCACAGCAUCACCUAGGCCUGCAUCAUCAUCAUCACCAUCACCUUCACCAUGGUGGUCACAUGGUGGACGACGAUGUCAAGAGUGAAAGUGACAGCGACGACAGCGGGCCUCUGGACAGCUCCAGCGUGUGCAGUAACGGUGGCAAAGACGAGGACGGCAACAGCAUAAAGAACGGUCUCGGCCUCGGCGGAUCGUCCGGACUGAGUAAAAAGCAGCGGAAAGCACGCACGGCUUUCACCGACCACCAGCUGCAGACGCUGGAGAAGAGCUUCGAGCGGCAGAAGUACCUGAGCGUGCAGGACCGGAUGGAGCUGGCGAACAAGCUGGGCCUGAGUGACACCCAGGUCAAGACGUGGUACCAAAACCGAAGAACCAAAUGGAAACGGCAGACGGCCGUGGGACUGGAGUUGCUGGCGGAAGCCGGAAAUUACGCUGCCUUCCAGCGGUUAUACGGCGGGCCGCCGUACCUGGGCGGGUGGCCAUAUCCGGCUCAGGCCGGUCCCCCAGGAGCUCCUCAGAGUGCAGUGGACGCGUACUAUCGGCAUGCGGCGGCGGCAGCUGCCCUGCAGAAACCCCUUCCGUACCGAAUCUACCCGGGAGUUCCGGGACUGGGCACGCUGAACACCAUCCCGGGUCCAAGCGCACCGUUCCCGCACCUCUCGGCGUCCACGUCGCUGUCCACGCUGAGCAGCUACUACCAGGCGAGCAGUCAGCAGGCGGCGGCGGCAGCGGCAGCCGCUGCGGUCGCUUCCCAGAACACUCCCGGAAGUCCCGGAGUUGGCGCCGGAAGCAACGGCAGCGCCGGCAAUCAGACCAACAGCGGCAACGGCAACAACAUCCACGGUAGCACCAGUAGUCUAAGUAGUCAACCCCGGCGGUCUCCGAGUCCAACGCUCAACCCCGGAAGCCCGCCGGGCCGGUCCGAGAGCAAUCCGCCCAGCGACGACGAGGACGAAAACAUACAGGUCUGAGAGCCCGGUGUGAUACCGAAGAGGAACGAGGAACACUCAUAUACGUAUACAUAUAGGAUCUUAACUGCGUAAGGAAGGAACAUAGUGAUUAUUAUUUUUAAUAGCAUUUAUUUAAAGCAGAUAUUAUUUUUUUAAACUGAGGGAUAACUAGCGAAAUCUGAGGAGGCGAUAAGCCGCCCGCGAUCGGUGACGCUUGCAGUUGAUCGAACUGAUGCACAAAACGAAAGACCCCUCGGUCGAACUGUCAAACCCGUCAGCCCAGUGAGUUUCGAUCGAAGCUGAACAAGCGUCGCCGUUCGCGGCGGCAUCACUUCCUCGUCGUGGUUCCACUUCACAUGCGUGCGUACGUGCGUGCAUGCGGUGAGUGUGUGUAAAUAUAAUCAAAGCAAGCCGUUAGAAGGAAACUCGUGUAACAAUAGCAAACUCAACAGCCGAAGCAAAGCCUACUUGAACUAUAGUGAUUCUGUUUUCUGGUUUCCCCCUUUGUAAAUCGUCCACUUUGCAUCGUUAUUGUUGUCGGCCGCGCUGGUCUGACUUGACUAGUGGAAAUUGUGUACAGAUAAUGGUCAUAAAAAUCAUCGAACUGGGCUUAAGCCGACAACGAUAGCAGGCUGCAACGGUGGCGUCGUGAUGAGAACGGAAAGUUUAUUAACUGUAGCCUUUAAUUUAUGAGCCUUGGAGCCUCCAAAAGAAAGAGUAAUUAUUUAAUUAUUUUAUAAGUGUAAAAUUUGUACCCCAGAUUCCCCAUUUCUUCUCAAGAAACAAUGUUCUGUUGUUAGAUUUGACAAUUGUAUCUUUUGUUUGCGCUUCAACCAUGGUUGCUCAAUCCCGUGUUGUCGCGGAACGCGGGAAAACAAACGCCAACUGGAUCACUGAAAGGUCUCACCGAAGCAAACUCCGGCGAUUUUAGUGAUCCAUUGAACAAGAAUCGCAGAUAUCGCACUCACUCAGAAACAGCAGCAACAAACCGCUAGCAACAGAUUUGCCAAAUUCACUCACAAAAACUUAAAAAAAGAAACAGAACAGAUUUGUACAGGUGAACCGCAGUAUUAAACGGGGACGAGGCUGGAGACGGAACUUGACCGAACUCCAUCCUAGGUUUUACACUGAAAAGAUAACAGGUCAAAAUGAGCGAAGCGAUUUUAACCUCCAUCGAAAAAAACAGAAACUCAACAAGCGGGGAAAAACCGGAUAUAGUUAGUUAUUGAAAGUUGUACAUAAUAUUGAUUAUUAUAAAACACUUGAACAUAUUCCGUCUAACUGUAAGCGAUUGCGGAGCAGAGACUGUUCUCCCUUUUCCCCCUCCUGUAUUUGUCACACGCAUACACAACAAAAACUCACACACACACACACACCAUUCCGCUAGUAGGUAUUCAACAACAUUCCAAGAAAGCUUUGAAAAAGUGAAAAGAGUGAAUCUAGAUUCGCCCAACUGAAGGAGGAGGGAUGUCCUUGUGUAAUUAAAUAAAAAAUUGAAAAAAAAACUAUAAACUAAAACUUGUUUACAACAAACACACAUCUAUGCAAACUCUGGAAGGAAGACGAUGACUGGACGAUGAAUGGAGAGCAUUAGCGGCAAAUAAACAUGAAAAUUUUAUUGAAAAACAAGC
Messenger RNA from Aedes albopictus (Asian tiger mosquito), 3805 nucleotides. Its product is annotated as homeobox protein B-H1. The transcript has 3 exons. Gene Ontology annotation, biological process: regulation of DNA-templated transcription. Gene Ontology annotation, molecular function: DNA-binding transcription factor activity, RNA polymerase II-specific; DNA binding. Bases 939 to 2195 code for a protein of 418 amino acids. Lineage: Eukaryota; Metazoa; Arthropoda; Insecta; Diptera; Culicidae. The record is from RefSeq and is a predicted model, not a curated record.